AAAAUGAUGGGCGAUGGAGAGAUGGGCUACGGUGAUUAUUACACCUACGACAACAACUGGUCUAUCAUACCUUCAGAUUAUGGCGCUGAUCCGAACUGCCCCUACAGACAACCGCAGCCAGAAGAAGACUAUCGUUAUGGUACUUACGCGUUACUAGACAGUAUGAAGAUGCCUGGUCAGCGGCCAGGGUUUCAGAUUUCCGAUAUUUUGGGGCUAAACGAAGCUAAAGGGUUAGAAGCACCAGCGCAGAGCAGCUUGAAUUCCCUAGAGCUGCCUCCGUAUGCGCCGCCGCAGCACUACUCCCAUGAACUCUUGAGACAUCACCAACCUUGGUUGUCCAUAGAUCAACACGAUGGUACCAGUGUUAUUGGUCAACAAGCUAGUCCCGACAGCACAUCGCGUGCAUCUGAGUUGUCGUAUGUGGGGCCGGCAGCGGUAUCUCCGACCGUUAACGAUGGCCGCCACGAACAAGACCACGAUCUCGACCACGACCAUGACCACAGCUUAGAGCACGACGACGACAACGAUCACGAUCAACCACCUAACUCAGUCUCUCACAAGAAACGGAAGCGUCGCGUUUUGUUCUCCAAGGCCCAAACGUAUGAAUUAGAAAGGCGGUUCAGACAACAGCGAUAUUUAUCGGCUCCAGAAAGGGAACAUCUAGCGAGCUUAAUACGUUUGACGCCAACGCAAGUGAAAAUUUGGUUCCAAAACCACAGGUACAAAACAAAACGUGCCGUUCAAGAAAAGGGUGCUCAUGAUUUAAACGUCGGUGGUUUGAAUUCCCCGAGACGUGUGGCGGUACCGGUACUGGUAAAGGACGGUAGACCUUGCAUUGGAAAGCCCGACGGGCUCCCUCCGCUUGGCAUGUCCCUUCCACCAUAUCAGCCAAUGCACCACCAGCCCCCGGUCACAGGGCACGCUCCUCAGCCUAGUGGGUGUUGGUGGUGA
Molecule: messenger RNA, 951 nt
Organism: Melitaea cinxia (Glanville fritillary)
Lineage: Eukaryota; Metazoa; Arthropoda; Insecta; Lepidoptera; Nymphalidae
Product: homeobox protein Nkx-2.2a-like
Exons: 3
Coding region: 4-951 (315 amino acids)
Biological process (GO): regulation of transcription by RNA polymerase II; cell differentiation
Cellular component (GO): nucleus
Molecular function (GO): DNA-binding transcription factor activity, RNA polymerase II-specific; RNA polymerase II cis-regulatory region sequence-specific DNA binding
Source: RefSeq, a predicted model, not a curated record